AUACUGCGAAGUUGUUCGCGGGUUCGCCGUUCGGGCGGGAUUGGGUAUCCUGGAUUAUAACGAAUGAGAGGUUCGAUAUACUGAACCAAGCGAGUGUGGACCCUUUAGUACUGCGUUUUCCACCUCCCGCGAGGGACUGGGCCAGGAAUAAGGGGAGCGAGUGAGUGUGUGUUUGUGGAUAAUCCAGAAGAUGGGGGCGAAGGGCAGCAAGCCUUCGACUCCCAUGGGGAGGGUACACACUGUACCUAAAAAUACCCCUCUGGCAUAUAUCUUAGACAAUUGGAGAUAUUUCCCUGGAACCCUAGGGAAAGAUAAGCAAAAAAUGAUAGAAUAUUGUACUAAGAUAUGGGGAGGGAAGAAGAUUUCUAAAAAUGUCUUUUGGCCAGUCUAUGGGUCAGAAGAAGAUUGGGUAAGACAGCAAUUAAACCUCUGGGUUAAUAAUAAAAAUCCCCUUAACCCGGAGGAGAGUCAAUAUGCGGAAGUGUGGCUAGAAAGACCGAGAGCUAGACUUUAUCCGCUGAAUGAAAUAAAAACUAAACAAAAGAAAAAGAAGGAAGAGUUAGACGAAACCCUUCUAACCCCCCCUCCUUACAUUCCUCCUCCUGCUCCCGCAGAAGUCCCCAGAGCGCCCACUCCCCCACCGGAGUCGGAACAAGGGUCUCCCCCUCUUCCUAGACGCGUAACUAGAAGUCAAAAAGGGGCAGCUCAGAUGUACCCCCUAAGGGAAAUACCCAUGGGGGGACCUCAACCUGUGAUCGGAUAUAUUUCCGUACCCCUAAACUCGGCUGACCUACGAGAUUUUAAAAGAACCGAAAUGGGAAACUUAAUUGAGGACCCACUGGGAGUGGCAGAAAGAUUAAAUCAAUUUUUGGGACCAAACCUUUAUACUUGGGAUGAGAUGCAAUCUAUCCUUGGUCAAUUAUUUACUACCGAGGAAAGAGAUAUGAUUAGACGAGCAGGAAUGAGACUGUGGGAUGCUCAACAUGCCCAGGGACCCCAAGCAGAGAGUCAGGGGCUCUAUAUCUUAGGGGACCGGAGUCAUCAUGAGCCCUUGAUAAAAUUAAAAAUAGGUCCCCAUAAACAAGAGUUCACCUUUUUAGUAGACACUGGGGCUGAGAAAUCAACUAUUAAGCAAAUACCUGAGGGAUGUAAAGUUUCCCCUGAAAAGGUACAAGUAAUUGGGGCAAAAGGAGAACCCUUUAAAGUAAGCAAAAUCAAAAAUGUGGUAUUCGAAACUGAAAAUAAAUUUGGAAUGGGUGAACUCUUGCUCGUCCCUGAAGCAGAAUUUAAUCUGUUAGGACGAGAUUUAAUUGUUGAAUUGCAAUUAGAAAUUAAAGUGAAAAAUCAGGAGCUAACAGUGUCUGCUUAUCCUUUAACCGUGGAUGAUCAAAAACAAAUUAACCCCGAUGUCUGGUACUCUCCGGACACAAUUAGUAGACUGAAAAUCCCACCGAUUAAAAUCCAACUUUCCGAACCCCACAUACCUGUGAGGGUAAGGCAAUAUCCCAUAUCCCUAGAAGGACGGAGGGGAUUAAAACCAGAAAUUGAUCGAUUGUUAGCACAAGGAAUCUUAGAGCCUUGUAUGUCACCCUUUAACACCCCCAUUCUGCCUGUAAAGAAACCAAAUGGGAAAUAUCGACUCGUACAUGAUUUAAGGGAAAUAAACAAAAGAACUAUCACCCGAUUCCCUGUAGUAGCAAAUCCAUACACACUGCUAAGCAAGCUAGGACCCCAUAACUCCUGGUAUAGUGUGGCUGACUUAAAGGAUGCCUUUUGGGCCUGUCCACUGGCAGAAGAAUGCCGUGAUUAUUUUGCCUUUGAAUGGGAAGACAUAGAGACAGGCCGUAGACAGCAAUUGAGAUGGACUGUGCUUCCCCAAGGGUUCACUGAGUCCCCUAAUCUGUUUGGACAGGCCCUGGAAGAGCUCUUAAAAGAAUACCAGGUACAAACGGGAAACGUGCUGUUACAGUAUGUAGAUGAUCUGCUCAUAGCAGGGAAUAAUAAGGAGGAUGUAAGGAAAGAAAGCAUUCGACUCCUAAACUUUCUUGCACAAAAGGGACUACGAGUAUCACAAGAAAAGUUACAAUUUGUGGAGGAAAAAGUGAAAUAUUUGGGGCAUUAUUUGUUUAACGGCAAGAAGAUAUUGGAUCCAGAGCGCAUUAAAGGAAUUCUGGAAUUACCUAUGCCUGUCACUAAGAGGCAAAUUCGGCAGGCAUUAGGGCUAUUUGGGUAUUGUAGGCAAUGGAUAGAGAACUACAGCUUUAAAGUUAAAUUUUUAUAUGAACAACUGUCUAAAGACAAAAUACCCAAGUGGACCCCUCAGGAUCAAGAGCAGUUUGUCAGUCUCAAAAGGGAGCUAAGUCAAGCACCGGUUUUAAGCCUACCAGAUUUAAAGCGGCCAUUCCAUUUAUUUGUUAACAUACAUGAAGGAACGGCAUUCGGAAUAUUAACUCAGGAAUGGGCCGGACAAAAGAAACCGGUGGCAUACCUAUCAAAGCUGUUGGAUCCUGUGAGCAGGGGUUGGCCGAGUUGUUUACAAAUCAUUGUUGCUGCUGCCUUAUUACUUGAGGAAACGAAUCGCAUUACCUUUAAUGGAGAAGUUGUCUUAUAUGCGCCUCAUAACAUCAGGGGAGUGUUACAACAAAAAGCAGAAAAAUGGCUUACAGAUAGCCGAUUAUUAAAGUAUGAGGGAAUACUUAUAGAAUCCCCUAAACUAUCUUUGAAAACUAUUGGAGCAGUUAACCCCGCUGAAUUUUUGUACCCAGGAGAAGGUAAUGAACUAUUGCACAAUUGUUUUCAAACAAUUGAACAGCAGACACGCAUUAGGCCAGACUUAGAAGAAGAAGAACUACAAUGUGGAGAAGUAUUAUUUAUAGAUGGGUCAUCACGAAUAGUGGAAGGUAAACGAUUGUCCGGAUAUGCCAUCGUUAAGUUGGAAAAAGGAGAAUUUAAGACAAUAGAAUCAGGCCCCCUGAGUGCCAGCUGGUCGGCUCAAGCCUGUGAGCUGUAUGCAUUGUGGAAAGCAUUAGUGUCACUGAAGGGAAAGGAUGGAACUAUAUAUACAGACUCACGCUAUGCGUUCGGAGUAGUACACACUUUUGGAAAAAUAUGGGAGGAAAGAGGAUUUGUUAACUCACAGGGAAAAGAACUGAUACACCCGGAAUUAAUUCGGCGAGUUCUGGGGGCAUUGAAAAUGCCGAAUAAAAUAGCAGUUGUACAUAUAAAGGGACACCAGCGAGGUACAAGUUAUCAAAUUAGGGGAAAUAAUGCAGCUGAUACAGAAGCAAAACGAGUGGCAGGCAAUUAUGGUAUGAUUUUGACUAUGCAACAAGUACCUGUUAGUAAAAAUUUGAGUUUUGAGUCUGCAGAAAAGGAAAAACUAGAACAAAUGGGAGCUAAGGAACAAGAUGGUAAGUACAUAUUGCCAGAUGGGAGGGAAGUCUUGCCGAAGGGCAUAGCACUCGAGAUAUUUUCAAAAAUACACAGUAAAACACACUGGGGAACCCAGGCGUUAGUUGAUCAUUUCAAUCAACAGUUUGCCAGUAUAGGCGUAUAUAACAUAGCAAAGAUAGUCACGGCAGCCUGCGAGACCUGUCAAAAGGUUAAUCGAAGCAACAUGAGACAAAAACCUCUUGGAGGACGUUCCCCAGCAUACAGACCUUUCUCACACAUACAAGUGGAUUUUACUGAACUACCCAGGGUAGGGCGUUACAAACAUUUAUUAGUAAUGGUGGAUCAUUUAACACAUUAUGUUGAGGCUUUUCCUACCUCCAAGGCAACUGCUAACCAGGUUACUAAAGUGUUACUUGAACACAUUAUACCUCGAUAUGGAGUACCUGAAGUAAUCGACUCGGACAGAGGAACACACUUUGUGUCAAAAAUUGUUAAAGAUCUAGCUGAAAGCUUGGGGAUUAAGUGGGAAUACCAUACACCAUGGCAUCCACAAAGUUCAGGAAAAGUUGAAAGGAUAAAUGGAGAAAUCAAAACUAUUUUGACUAAAUUAAUGAUAGAAACCAAAUUAUCAUGGAUUAAGUGCCUACCCAUGGCACUAUUAAUUCUCAGAACCAGACCCCGAGCAGAUGUAGGAAUAUCAGCGUUUGAAAUGGUGUAUGGAAUGUCUUAUAGAAUUGAAAGUCCACAAACAAAUGUUUUAAUUCGAGACCGUGUGAUUAAUGAAUAUGUUUCACAAUUAGCAGAACAUCGUAACAAGCUUUGGGAACAUGGACUGAUUGUACAACGACCCCCGUUGGACUUAAAAAUUCAUAAUGUUAAACCUGGGGAUUGGAUAUUGAUUAAAGUGUGGAAGGAAGAAACCCUAAAACCCAAUUGGGAGGGACCUUAUCUUGUUUUGCUUACAACAGAAACAGCUGUCCGAACUGCUGAGCGUGGAUGGACUCAUGCCAGUCGCAUUAAAGGCCCAGUGACGAGACCCCACUGGAAAGUAAUCAGUACUCCAGGUGACACCAAGAUAACCCUGAAAAGAUAACGUAAUGAUAAAGACUUUAUUCGAUUAUUUUACCGCAUUACCUCUCGGUAUAAAGUGUGUAUUGCUGUUUAUAUUUGCUAUAAUUAUUUCUCUUUUUUUCUAUUAUAUAUGGAAGCGUACAAAGUGUGUUGAAGGAAAUUGCUAAACUUAUGCAACCUCACAAUAUUAAAUAUAGAAGAUAUGUUGAUGUAAAUAAUAUAUGCACUCUAGAUAUAUGAAUUAGGUGUAAUGAUUUGAACUGCAAUUGUUAUCCAUUUGCUUGUUUUAGGUGUAAGGUAUGCCAGGAUAAAUGGUAGACACAUUGUGAAUGUGGAUACCCUCCAAUAGGAGUUUGCACACAGUGUUGGAAAAUCCAAAGAACUCUCACUGAGUGGAAAUUAAAACAAUUAGAGUCUAAACAAAAAAAUUAUUCGGGAAUCCCAUGAGUGGUGGGAAAUUUUUGCCAAAGGAAUAAACCCUCGAUAUUAUUGCUACCACUCCAACGAACCAGUCCCCUUUGUAGCUGAAAUUUUGGUUAUAAAAUGCAGAAGGGAAGUACUGACCGUGUCUUACUUUACCCCAUUAGUUAAAGCUGCAAAGUGGGAAGCCUAUAUAAA
This is a messenger RNA of Strigops habroptila (Kakapo), 5082 nucleotides long. RefSeq lists its product as uncharacterized. The coding region runs from base 191 to 4486 and encodes 1431 amino acids. NCBI's taxonomy places the organism in Eukaryota, Metazoa, Chordata, Aves, Psittaciformes, Psittacidae. Gene Ontology annotation, molecular function: aspartic-type endopeptidase activity; nucleic acid binding; RNA-DNA hybrid ribonuclease activity. Gene Ontology annotation, biological process: proteolysis; viral process; DNA integration. The transcript has 2 exons. The record is from RefSeq and is a predicted model, not a curated record.